Polypterus senegalus (gray bichir) is the source of this 2138-nucleotide messenger RNA. RefSeq names its product bridging integrator 3 (gene bin3). Gene Ontology annotation, molecular function: lipid binding; protein binding. The transcript has 9 exons. Gene Ontology annotation, biological process: actin cortical patch localization; plasma membrane tubulation; endocytosis. Bases 153 to 914 code for a protein of 253 amino acids. The record is from RefSeq and is a predicted model, not a curated record. Gene Ontology annotation, cellular component: cytoplasm; actin cortical patch. Lineage: Eukaryota; Metazoa; Chordata; Cladistia; Polypteriformes; Polypteridae.
CUGAACUUUGACCUCGAAGGAGAUUCCGUCCUUCACUUCCUGUAUACACUAUACGGCGAGUCAGGGUCGGGCGACGGUGAGGGUAUAGGAGGUGAGAAGAAUAUCGAUUUGGAAACUCCGGCUGUCACAUAAACACUUAAUUAGUUGGCAUCAUGAGCUGGAUUCCUUUCAAGAAUAACAAUCCAAAAAAACAAAUAAUUUCUAAGACGGUGGAAAGAGACUUUGAACGAGAGUAUGAAAAGCUUCAAAAAUUAGAAGAUCAAACAAAAAAACUUCAUAAGGACAUGAAGAAAAGCACAGAGGCUGAUACAGCUAUGUCAAAAGCAGCAGUGAAAAUAUCUUCUGACCUGCUAUCCAACCCACUGUGUGAGCAAGACCCUCAAUUCUUGAAGUCUAUGACAGCUCUGGACACAGCCAUGCGCAGAAUGGAUGCCUUUAAUCAAGAAAAGGUUAACCAGAUACAGAAAACGGUCAUUGAGCCUCUCAAAAAAUUUAGCAGUGUGUUUCCAAGCCUCAACAUGGCAGUAAAGAGGAGAGAGCAGACACUGCAGGACUAUAAGCGGCUGCAGUCGAAGGUGGAAAAGUAUGAGGAAAAGGAGAAGACAGGACCCACCAUGGUUAAGCUGCACCAGGCACGUGAAGAGUUGAGGCCCGUGCGUGAAGAUUUUGAAGCAAAGAAUAAGCAGCUUUUAGAGGAGAUGCCAAAAUUCUAUCAUAGCCGCAUUGAUUACUUUCAGCCCAGCUUUGAGGCUCUUAUCAGGGCUCAGGUGGCCUAUUUCACAGAAAUGCACAAGAUUUUUGGAGAACUAACAGAGCAGAUUGACCAGCCAGGACUGACGGAUGAACAAAGGGAACGGGACAACGAAGCCAGGCUGAGCGAGUUGAAGGCUCUGUCAAUAGUGGCCGAUGACUGAGGACAGGUCAAGUUUGACAUGGGCUUAAAAUCUGAGAAAGUGAUCUUGACAGCUUGAGACUCUGAUUGGCCUGUAUCUGCUUCUCAGAAGACUUGGGUUUUUAUUGGUUUUUGGGACAAAUGUCACAAGACAACCCAGUGCAGUUCUUUGCUGCUUGUUUCUGAGGACCAGUUUGCAGGGAUAUCUGAAUACAGGGAAGAGACGGGUGCCUACUGACUGACCUUUUAUUUAUUUUCUUUUUCCAUGUCCUUUCAAAUGUUCAUUUUCAAAGUAAAAAUUUUAAAUGUAACCACAGCACAAGGCAAAAACCAGAUCUAAAAGCAGGGCUACAGCACCCCCUUGUGACUGCAGAGGGAAUGACAGCUGAUUAAUAUUUCAUGGAAAUGCUUGAUCUUGAAAAUUAAGGGUCGGGACAGAAGGCCGAUUUUAGACAUCCAGCAAUUAAGCUUAUCAUGCAUUUUUAAACAGUUAUCUCCGUUUGUUUAAGGGCAUUUUUGAUGGCCAAAGUUGUGAUUUUCUAGCCAGUACAAUUAUGCCGUUACCAUCAGAGGAGCUUGUAAAAGUAUGUCAGAGAAACAUAAUCUUUUAAGCCUUUUAUUCUUUUGUAUGUGUGUACAUAUAUUAUAUAUGUAUAUAACAGAUUCUCCUUGAAGCCUGCCAUUUCUGUUUCUCUGUUGUUUUCCCAUUUUGAAGGCUGUGGGCUUUGGCUUUCUUUUUAAUUCAGUUGCCAGUGCACUAUGUGGUGACACAGGACCACUAAGACCCGAGACCAAGGCCGUGUCUGUUCUACUAAAAGGCCAACCUGCCACCUGAAACCAGGGGUCUGCUUCAUCUCAGCUUGGCUCAUGGAUGAAUUUUCCUCUACAGCUUUUCAGAUAAAACAGUGGGGAUAUUUUGUAUUUUUUAGAAGAUGUGUUUUGUUAUUUUAUUUUUUAAUGAGCUUUUAAUGAGAUGUUCUAUCUUUUAAAUGUGCACCUUAUCUGCAUUUAUGUGUGUGUGUAUAUAUAUAUAUAUAUAUAUAUAUAUAUAUAUAUAUAUAUAUACACAAAUAUAUGUGUGAGGGCAAACUGUACAGAAAGUAUUAGGGCUGUCACCAAUUAAAAAAAAACAUUGAAGUAGUUUGAGCUGUGCAAUCAUUAAUUUGAGAAGAUAGUUUGGUGAUUCUUGUUUACAGAAGUGUUGAUUUGAGGAUGUAUUUACUUAUAAACUACAAAUUUUGAAGCA